Molecule: messenger RNA, 3209 nt
Organism: Carassius auratus (goldfish)
Lineage: Eukaryota; Metazoa; Chordata; Actinopteri; Cypriniformes; Cyprinidae
Product: transcription factor MafA-like
Exons: 5
Coding region: 271-1506 (411 amino acids)
Biological process (GO): regulation of transcription by RNA polymerase II
Cellular component (GO): nucleus
Molecular function (GO): RNA polymerase II cis-regulatory region sequence-specific DNA binding; DNA-binding transcription factor activity, RNA polymerase II-specific
Source: RefSeq, a predicted model, not a curated record
CCGCACACAUGCUCUCACACUGACACACACACUCAUAUACACACUCUGGCAGGAGUCAAUCUGUCAGUCAAUACCUCAGGAUGUGUCCACAUGAACACACGUUUCAGAUGAUAAAACUGGAAGCCUUCAGUUCAAAGGAACAGUUAUUUUAACAACCGAGUCUAAUUUGCCACAUUACUGUUUCCAUCUCUGUGUAAAAACCCGAAGUCUGUUGUUGUUCGCCUUGAAAACUCAAAGACAACAACUUCCAUACUUCCUGUCAACACAGCAAUGUCUUCGUCUCUGCCGCUGCCCUCUUUGCCUCCAAGCCCCCUGGCCAUGGAGUAUCUCAAUGACUUCGACCUGCUAAAGUUUGAAGUGAAGCCUGACACCCCUCCACCUCCUCCGACCUGCCUAUACCCCAAACCAGGUGUCCACCAGGAGACGGCUGGUUCCCCGUAUGCUCCUCACCCUCCUCCUGACUCCAGCCUCAGCUCCAGUCCCUACACCUCCCUUCCUCCGUCACCCACUCUCAGUGACGGACACCCGCCACCAUCUGCAUCCUCCUCGUCCUCCUCUCUCUCGUUCCCACUGUCCAUCUCCACUGGGUACAUGUCAGGCCAGAGCUCCGGAUCUCAAGGAAACCUGGACGGGAGCCCAGCGGCUGGAGGCCCCACGCCGUGUUCAAACCCCACCUCCCUGGAGGACCUGCUCUGGUUGGCUGCACUGCAGCAGCAGUUCGGUGGGGAGCCCGGAGGUGCCGCGUCUCUGCUGGGAGCACUUGGAGGAGUGCCGGACCGAGCAGAUCGGGAUCGAGGAGGAUUUCUGGGAUGUGAAGAUGCGGUGGAGGCCCUGCUGAACUCUGCUGCAGCUGCUGUAACUUCACAGUUCCCAGUUUUGUCCCAGAGUUCGAGCAGCAGUCACAUGGGGGACUCCAGCAGUGACAGCGGUGUUGAUGUUGCUCUUAACAAACCGUCAGACAUGUGUCACCGGCCUAUACUGGUCGUUUCUUCCAACCCUCCAUCUCUCUCCAAUGUCAACACAUCCACCAGUCCCUUCUCACAACCCCUCAGUCCACAGAGCCGCCUCCAUCACCCACACCAUCCAAUGCAAGGCUAUUAUCAUCAUCAUCAUCAUCAUCAUCAUCUGCAAGUCACUCAGUGUGGGGUGGAUGAGCGUUUUUCCGACGAGCAGUUGGUAAAUCUGUCAGUGCGAGAGCUGAACAGACAUUUGCGUGGGGUAAGCAAAGAUGAGGUGGUCCGUUUGAAACAGAAGAGACGGACGCUGAAGAACCGCGGUUAUGCCCAGUCCUGCCGUUACAAACGACUCCAGCACCGGCACGCGCUUGAGUCCGAGAAGCACAUUCUCUCACAGCAGCUGGAGCAGCUGCAGUGUGAGCUGUCUCGCGUGUUGAGAGAGCGAGACACAUACAAAGCUCGUUACGAGAAGCUCAUCAGUUCCAAAGAGACUCAGCCUUCCCAUCCCAACACCUCGCCUUCUCCUACUCCUCCGGACUACUUUUUGUGACAACAUUAGCAUUGUACAGAAGAGAGCUGAAGGAGAGCUGAUUAUUGUGAUGGGUGAAAGUAAUUCCAAAGAGCUGUGAAUACAACUCAACUUAAAAUAAGCUAUUAAACCAAAGCAGGUUGAUUGUGAGGUGGACCUGGAUUGUGACGUAAUGGCGCUUGUGUCGUGCUACUGCUGAUGGGAUUGCGUUUUUGCCCAUCGUUAGCUUGUGUAGCAGCAACAUGAUUUCAUUAGCAUUCAUAGCUAAUCAGAAACAGAAGGGUUCUAGCAUAUUUUGAGUUUUGGAUAGACACUGAAAUGUACAGAAUAAAGGUAAUAACAGCAUUUAAAACUUUUAAGUAUUUUACGUAUUUAUAAUGAACACUCAGAGGAUCAUAAACUUUUGAAUUAAAGGUGUGGAUAGGUAGCUUUAUAAUACAUAAGAUUUAUUAAAUAUGUUGCCUAUUUCUUAUUUUUUUUUAUUUAAUACAUUAACCAUUUUUGAUAUUAUAUUGGUUUCAUUCUAUGAAUCAAUACAUAAGUAAUAUUUUAUAUCUUUGAUGAUUUAGCCAUAAACUUAAAGGGUCAGCAUUUACUCGCCCUGAUGUUUUUCUAAAUCUUCAUGAAUUUUUCUCUUUGUCAGUAUGGAAAACAAUACUACAGAAGUGAAUCAUCAAUCAUCAAAUGUUUGGUUACCCACAUUCUUCAAAAUAUCUUAUUUUGUGUGUUCAGCAGAAGAAAGAAAUUCACACAGGUUUAAAACAAUGUCGGGGUGAGUAAAUAAUGGCAGAAUUUCCAUCCACAACUGUCCCUUUAAGGCUUUGAGUUACUUUUAUUAGGGCUAAUGCAGUGCUCAUUUAUGAAUACAUUUGACUUGAAAAAAGGAUUUCCUCAUUUACCAGUAUGUAAAAAAUAAAACAGGUAUACUAAUUUGUUAGAGGAUAAAUCUGGUUUACUUGUGUAAAAUCAUUUACAGUUUAACUGCUGUUAAUAUUGAUAUUGUACAGUUUAAGUGUCUAAACGUACAAAAAAAGAAAAUGUGUGCACAUUUUCUGCUAAUACCUAUGAAUACAAAUGAGAUCACCCAUGGUAGCACAAAAGGCUUGCUAUCUCAUUGUGUUGAGCUAUUUGUCAUGAUGAGUUUAGUUCUUACGAGAGUUUCAUUAGCACAUUUAUUUGGCAUUCACCAAAAUGACUGUUAGAGAUAUAAAUCUAUGAAGAACUACUGACUUUUUGAGCAAGAAUGCAACACAUGUAGAAUCUAUGUGUAUAAGCCAUCUGUGUGAUAUUUUCAUAGUAGCUACUGCAACUCACUGAAAAGUAAUGCAAUCAACAAACAAACACAAACCAAACGAAAAUCAUUACAUAACUAUGAGUGACUGUGUCUUUGGAAGUUACAUUUUAUGAUUAAGUUAAGGGUGUAAUUUAACUGUGACAUCACAUUCAUUUAGCAAUUCACAGAGCUGGUCACUGUGGGUGUUAGUAGAUGACUAUUUAGACACAGACCUUUCUAGGAGGUUUACUUGGCUCGCCAUAGGUUUAUAAAUUAAAAUGUAUCAGGCUAUUUUCAUUAUUUAUUCACAGUAUUUAUUCAUUGUUUGUAAUGUGAUAAUUUUGUUCAUUUGAUAGUGUGUAUUAAUUUCAUUAAUAUUUUGUAGCAGGGUAAAACAUAUUAUAAGAAAUAUUAUAUUCAUUAUGCUCUGUUUGUAGUGGUUUCUUAUGAA